Molecule: messenger RNA, 3776 nt
Organism: Glycine soja
Lineage: Eukaryota; Viridiplantae; Streptophyta; Magnoliopsida; Fabales; Fabaceae
Product: receptor-like protein EIX2
Exons: 6
Coding region: 80-3490 (1136 amino acids)
Molecular function (GO): protein binding
Source: RefSeq, a predicted model, not a curated record
UCAUCAGUAUCAUUCUAAUUCUCAUAUUCAGUGGAUUCAUUUCAUCAAUCACUUUGCCUUUCUGAUCAUAAUCACCAAAAUGCCAACCAUGAAUCCAGUUCGUUUCAAAUACAUGCAAGCCAUAAUAAUAUUUAUGAUGUUGCAGGUUGUUGUUUCUGCUCAAGACCAUAUUAUGUGCAUUCAGACUGAGAGGGAAGCACUCCUCCAAUUCAAGGCUGCCCUUGUGGAUGACUAUGGCAUGCUCUCUUCUUGGACCACUUCUGAUUGCUGCCAAUGGCAAGGGAUUCGCUGCUCCAACCUCACCGCCCAUGUUCUAAUGCUCGACCUUCACGGUCAGGUUAAAUUUUCACAUGCCUUCGCUGAUGAUAUCACUGAUAUUGUCUGGCAACGUUAUAUCAGAGGAGAGAUCCACAAGUCGUUGAUGGAGUUGCAACAAUUAAACUAUUUAAACCUCAGUUGGAAUUAUUUUCAAGGCAGAGGAAUCCCAGAGUUUCUUGGUUCUCUCACCAACUUGAGAUACCUUGAUCUGUCACAUUCUGAUUUUGAAGGAAAAAUUCCAACUCAGUUUGGCUCUCUUUCUCAUUUGAAAUACUUAAAUCUUGCUUCGAAUUCUCUGGAGGGUUCAAUCCCACGUCAACUUGGAAAUCUCUCCCAGUUGCAGCAUCUUGAUCUCAGCUACAAUUCUUUAGAAGGAAAUAUACCCUCUCAACUUGGAAAUCUCUCCCAGUUGCAGCAUCUUGAUCUCAGCGCCAAUCAAUUUGAAGGAAAUAUACCCUCUCAAAUUGGAAAUCUCUCCCAGUUGCAGCAUCUUGAUCUCAGUGGGAAUUCUUUUGAAGGAAAUAUACCCUCUCAAAUUGGAAAUCUCUCCCAGUUGCAGCAUCUUGAUCUCAGUUGGAGUUCUUUUGAAGGAAAUAUACCCUCUCAAAUUGGAAAUCUCUCCCAGUUGCAGCAUCUUGAUCUCAGCUACAAUUCUUUUGAAGGAAGUAUACCGUCCCAACUUGGGAACCUUUCAAAUUUGCAGAAGCUUUAUCUUGGAGGAUCAUUUUAUGAUGAUGAUGGUGCUCUCAAAAUUGACGAUGGAGGUCAUUGGCUGUCUAAUCUCAUUUCUUUAACCCAUCUUUCCUUGCUCUCCAUAUCUAAUCUCAACAAUUCUCAUAGCUUCCUCCAAAUGAUUGCCAAGCUACCAAAACUUAGAGAACUGAGUUUAACUGAUUGUAGCCUUUCCGAUCAUUUUAACCUUUCAUUGAGGCCCUCUAAAUUCAAUUUUUCUAGUUCCCUUUCCGUCCUUGAUCUUUCCUUCAACAGCUUCACGUCAUCAAUGAUACUCCAGUGGCUGUCUGGGUGUGCCAGAUUCUCGCUCCAAGAAUUGAACUUAAGCGGAAAUCAAAUCAACGGUACGCUUCCUGACCUUUCAAUAUUUUCUGCCUUGAAAACAUUGGAUCUUUCACAAAAUCAAUUAAAUGGCAAAAUUCUAGAGAGUACCAAAUUGCCACCUCUGUUGGAGUCUUUGUCAAUCACUUCAAACAUUUUAGAAGGUGGAAUUCCCAAAUCAUUUGGGAAUGCAUGUGCUUUGCGCUCAUUGGACAUGUCUUAUAAUAGCUUGAGUGAAGAGCUUCCAAUGAUAAUCCAUCACUUGUCUGGAUGUGCUAGAUAUUCAUUGGAACGAUUAUAUCUAGUCAAGAAUCAAAUCAAUGGCACACUACCCGACCUCUCAAUAUUCUCAUCUUUAAGAGAAUUAUAUCUUGAUGGAAACAAGCUAAAUGGAGAGAUUCCUAAAGAUAAUAAAUUUCCACCUCAACUGGAGCAACUAGAUUUGCAAUCAAAUUCCUUGAAGGGUGUGCUCACUGACUAUCAUUUCGCUAAUAUGUCUAAGUUAUACUUCUUGGAGUUAUCUGACAACUCUUUAUUGGCCUUGGCAUUUAGCCAAAAUUGGGUCCCACCAUUUCAGUUGAGCCACAUAGGAAUGCGAUCUUGCAAGCUAGGUCCAGUAUUUCCCAAAUGGUUGGAGACACAAAAUCAAUUUCUGAAAAUUGACAUUUCAAAUGCUGGAAUAGCAGAUAUGGUUCCAAAGAGGUUUUGGGCUAAUUUAGCAUUCCAAGAAUUGAUUUCAAUGAAUAUUUCAUACAAUAAUCUCCAUGGUAUAAUUCCAAAUUUUCCAAUAAGGAAUAUUCAAGAUUCCCUAAUUCUUGGAUCAAAUCAAUUUGACGGCCCUAUUCCACCAUUUCUGCGAGGUUCCCUGUUUCUUGAUUUAUCCAAAAAUCAAUUCUCAGAUUCUCUUUCAUUUUUAUGUGCUAAUGGUACAGUUGAAACUUUGUACGAAUUAGACCUUUCAAAUAAUCAUUUCUCUGGAAAAAUUCCUGACUGUUGGAGCCAUUUCAAGUCAUUAACUUAUUUGGACUUAAGUCACAAUAAUUUUUCAGGAAGGAUACCCACAUCCAUGGGAUCUCUUCUUCAUCUUCAAGCAUUGCUAUUGAGAAACAACAACUUAAUAGAUGAGAUACCUUUCUCCUUGAGGAGUUGCACAAAUCUAGUAAUGCUAGAUAUUGCAGAAAACAGAUUAUCAGGGCUUAUCCCUGCUUGGAUUGGGAGCAAAUUACAAGAGUUGCAAUUUUUAAGUUUGGGAAGAAAUAAUUUCCAUGGAAGUUUACCAUUGCAAUUUUGCUACCUAAGUGACAUUCAACUCUUGGAUGUCUCACUAAACAGCAUGUCUGGGCAAAUUCCUAAAUGCAUAAAAAAUUUUACUUCAAUGACUCAAAAGACAUCUUCAAGAGAUUAUCAAGGUCAUUCAUAUCUUGUCAAUACCAUGGGCAUUUCUCUUAAUUCUACAUAUGAUUUGAAUGCACUCUUGAUGUGGAAAGGUUCAGAACAAAUGUUCAAAAAUAAUGUGUUACUACUUUUAAAAAGCAUUGAUCUCUCAAGCAAUCACUUUUCUGGAGAAAUUCCACUGGAAAUAGAGGAUUUAUUUGGAUUGGUUUUAUUGAAUUUAUCAAGAAACCAUUUGGCCGGAAAGAUUCCUUCAAAUAUUGGAAAGCUAACAUCACUUGAAUCUCUUGAUUUGUCAAGAAACCAGUUGGUUGGUUCAAUUCCUCCGAGUCUUACUCAAAUUUAUUGGCUCAGCGUGUUAGAUUUGUCACAUAACCAUCUAACUGGAAAAAUUCCAACCAGCACACAGUUACAGAGUUUCAAUGCCUCGAGUUAUGAAGAUAAUCUUGAUCUUUGUGGACCGCCACUUGAAAAAUUUUGUAUUGAUGAGAGACCAACACAAAAACCCAAUGUUGAAGUUCAAGAGGAUGAAUAUUCACUUUUGAGUCGUGAAUUUUACAUGAGUAUGACAUUUGGAUUUGUUAUAAGCUUUUGGGUGGUGUUUGGCUCAAUCUUAUUCAAGCGUUCUUGGAGACAUGCCUAUUUCAAGUUCUUGAACAAUCUAUCAAACAAUAUUUAUGUUAAGGUAGCAGUAUUUGCUAGUAAAAUAUCAAAAGUGCAUGGCUGAAGCUUAACAGGUGCCAGCUUGUUGAGGUGGAAAAUGCAAAGAGACACUUUUGGAGGUGAGAAGGCAUCUCUCACAGUUGGAUUUGGAGACCGAGAGAGAAUUAAGGAAGGCUUCUAGAGCUUGAGGGAGCCAAUUGUGAUUGUGAUCCAUCUAGUUUAUUUUCCUUUUUACUUUCUAAGCAUUUUGUUUGUAGUUUAGCCUUUAAAUCUGAACUAGUUGUUUUGUAUGAAGUUGAUGAAUCUUCACAAUAAUGGGAAUUAAGAUGUUUGGUUAUUGUUUCUUGAUU